Molecule: messenger RNA, 665 nt
Organism: Rhagoletis zephyria (snowberry fruit fly)
Lineage: Eukaryota; Metazoa; Arthropoda; Insecta; Diptera; Tephritidae
Source: RefSeq, a predicted model, not a curated record
UUGAUGAUGGUGGAGACGAUGAUGGGUAUUACGACGGAGAGGACACAAGCUCUACAACAACUACAACUACAACAACAACAACGACGACAACGACUACAACUACUACGACAACGACAACGACAACCACAACUGCAGCUCCUUCAAGAGGUGGUCCAUUCUAUUAUGUAAGCCGUUUUGAACUCGGCGGUGAUGAUGAUUAUGAUGAAUAUGAUGACUACUAUGACAACUCGUACUAUGGCGAAGAUGAUGAUGAUGAUGAUGAUGAUGACGGCCUACCAAUACGACAAUUUGGCGCGGGUAACGACGANCACGACGACAAUAGUGAGCCUGUGAGUAGUGAAGAGGAUAUAGAUGACGAAGGCGCUCGCAGCAUUGCAAAUGAGGAUGUUGUAAGCCCUGACAAUGGCAUUGAUCGUGUUGCGCAAUUCGUAGGCCGCACCGAAGGAAGUCAGCCACGACAAAAUCGGCCCCGGCCGUAUCGUAGACGUGUUCCUGCCCAAAGACGCAGACGUCGUCGUAAUUCACAGCGAAGGCGUCGACGCGGUGGACAACGCAGGCGUAGACCCAGCAAUCGGAAUCGGCGCAGGCGUAUUGUAGUACGACGUGGUGCAGUGCCACGCAUAAGAACAGGUGGCCGGAGACGUGUUUUCAAUAUUAAUGCAUAA